Molecule: messenger RNA, 1245 nt
Organism: Oryza sativa Japonica Group (Japanese rice)
Lineage: Eukaryota; Viridiplantae; Streptophyta; Magnoliopsida; Poales; Poaceae
Product: single-stranded DNA-binding protein WHY1, chloroplastic
Biological process (GO): regulation of DNA-templated transcription; defense response
Molecular function (GO): single-stranded DNA binding
Source: RefSeq, a predicted model, not a curated record
UACCUCCACUCUACUCUGCUCCUCCCCAAUCCAAACCCGCUCCCCCACCACACCACAACCUGUUCGACGAAAUGCCGCCACCGUCGCCGCCGCUCUUCCUCUCGCUCCCCUCGCCGCCGCCGCCGCCGCUGCCGCACCUCCUGCCUAGCCACAGGCCGGCGGCUGCACUGACGCUAGCCCCGGCGCUGUCCAGCAGGAGGGUUUCUUCCGUCUGCCCCGUGGCCUCCCAGCGCCACUCCGACUACUUCGACCCCCGUGCCCCGCCGCCUCCGCCGCCGCGCGACGGGUACGGGGGCCCGGCGUACUCGCCUCCUGCGGCGCAAGGUGGGCAGCAGAAUGGGAGGGUGUUCUCUACGUACAGCAUCUACAAGGGCAAGGCGGCGAUGUCGCUCGACCCCAGGCCGCCGCAGUUCGUGCCGCUCGAUUCUGGGGCUUACAAGGUUGUGAAGGAGGGAUUCGUGCUGCUACAGUUCGCGCCCGCUGUGGCGACUCGUCAGUAUGAUUGGACUCGCAAGCAGGUGUUCUCAUUAUCUGUGUGGGAGAUGGGUAGCUUGCUUACUCUAGGUCCAACUGAUUCUUGCGAGUUCUUCCAUGACCCUUUCAAGGGGAGGAGUGAUGAAGGUAAAGUGCGGAAGGUUCUAAAAGUUGAGCCAACACCAGAUGGCAACAGUCGCUUUUUCAAUCUCAGUGUUCAAAACCGUCUCCUGAACAUCGAUGAGAAUAUUUACAUCCCUAUAACCAAAGGAGAAUUUGCUGUGAUUGUAUCGACUUUCAAUUAUAUCAUACCACAUCUUAUGGGCUGGAGCACAUUUACAAAUUCUAUAAAACCUGAAGAUUCACGGGCGUACACUAGGCCACAAUCCGGGCCUGAAUAUGAAUGGCGGAGGUGACCAAAGGGUGUCUGAAGGGAGAUGGCAACUGUCCAAAGGAUAGUUCUUGGUGGCUUUGUUAGAAAGUACUUGGUCCACAAUUUGGACGGGCAAUCUCUGAUCUAGUUAGUUAGCGAAUGAACUUUCAUUUCUUGCCUUUGUUACAUUUCUUCUUAGAGCAGGUGGGUGGAAGCCGUUUUAUGUAAAAUGUUUCUCUGCUGUCUAGAUUUGGAGGUCUUGAUAUGGUAGACAACUGCUAGGAUCUGGCAUUUUGGGGGCAAUGACAUUGUGACCCAAUCAGGUCUGAUGGACAAAGAUGGGAGGAAUUGCAGAAGCCCUAAUUAACGAACGUUCGUGCAGUUUGGUUACUAGUGAA